UCAGAAACCAAGGUAACAGCUUGAUGUCAGACACAACUGCUAACAGUUUCCACCUUUGUAUCCCUUCCACCACAACUCUUGAGGAAUUUUCUUCCAGUCUUCUUUUGGCAUACCGACUAGACAAGAAAGUUUUUCAACACUGUAACCAGCUAAGUGACCUGCUUGAGAACUUGGGAACGUCCUACUUGUUUCAUAAAACCCAUUCAAACUGUUUCUCUUGUCAUUGGAUGGUGAAGUUCCACUAUUCCACUUUCAACCAACUCCAAGAUGUAACUCUAGAAAAGGACAACUUGACCAUAAUAAUAGAAAGUGACCUUUGUUGGUCUUGUUUUUACUCUCGGAGAAAAGUUCCACAACAAGCUUCACUUUCCAUAGCUCCAUCACGUAUUUACUCGGUGGUUGAUUUGUUUCACUUGAUGUUUCACAUAUCCAACUGUGUCUUAUGUAUCGGUUGCAAUCCAUCCAUAUACCCUUCCAGUUGGUUCUAUCAACAAGAAAACAAACCAAUAUGUCUCACUUCUCAAGAUGGAAGAGGAACAACGUUAGGCAUGGUCGAUUCUUCUCAUGUGUCACAACAAUGCUUUUCUCUCUAUGCAGUUGACUGUCAUGUGUUACUUGUCAACAAAUUGGGAGUUCUUCGUUGUCCUGCCUGUCGCAAACUCAAAAUAACACUGUAUAGAAGACUUCAAAGACAAGAAAAAGAAAACCAAAACCCCAAUCUUUCACAGAAUGGUGGUACCUAACUCGUGUUAUUCUUUGAAAAGAGAAUGAUUUUAGAAAGUGAGAAUAGAUUCUUGGCUUGUCGUUUUCAAAUAUAAAUAUUUCAUAACAACC
Molecule: messenger RNA, 834 nt
Organism: Galdieria sulphuraria
Lineage: Eukaryota; Rhodophyta; Bangiophyceae; Galdieriales; Galdieriaceae
Exons: 1
Coding region: 24-743 (239 amino acids)
Source: RefSeq, a predicted model, not a curated record